Hermetia illucens (black soldier fly) is the source of this 8941-nucleotide messenger RNA. RefSeq names its product unconventional myosin-IXb-like. The transcript is spliced from 22 exons. Gene Ontology annotation, molecular function: GTPase activator activity; protein binding; ATP binding. Gene Ontology annotation, biological process: intracellular signal transduction. The record is from RefSeq and is a predicted model, not a curated record. NCBI's taxonomy places the organism in Eukaryota, Metazoa, Arthropoda, Insecta, Diptera, Stratiomyidae. Gene Ontology annotation, cellular component: myosin complex. The coding region runs from base 1339 to 8109 and encodes 2256 amino acids.
UUCUGCUUUGUACCUCCUCUGGGUGUAGUGCGAGAUGAAUUAUCUGUUGCUUCAAACUGCGAAAAACCGAGUUAAAACACUAGUCUAAGUAUAGUAUGUGCGUGCGAAAUAAUAACCGCGAUAGAAAUAACCGAUUAGUGAAUGCUAAGUACGAGAACGAACCGUAGAAAUAGGUAAAUGACAUAUUCGAAAGCGUCGUGUCACAGCCUAAAAGAAGUGUCGUCGGUAGUGGUCAGGGAGGUUCACACCAAUUUUUUUCCCGAAGAAAAUCUGACGGGCACACUCCUUUCUUGCGAGGAAACUGAAAUUUGUGGGAAAUUAGUCAGCUCGUGGGAGUCUCGGACGGUGUGAGAAGCUAGUUUGCACCCGAAUAGUCGGAGGGAAUGGCCAAUAAUCGAAAUUUUAACAUGUGACCUCAAUUUGACGUUUUGCUCUGAAACUUUCUUGUGUGCUGUUACUGCUGCGGCCGCGACCGACCGAUGGAUAGAUGCAUUUUUCUCCGCCCGGGGUCUUGUUUUGCCUGCGUUCUUCACGUAUGCAGAGACAUCGAUGCUAGUGCACCGACGAAAUAUUAAAAUUGAAAAAUAUGCGAGCAGUGGUUGAGAACGAGUGAAAUUGUUUCGAAAUUUCGCCGCGCCAACGUCGAUCGGCGAUCGUGCAUGUUUAACGCGAAAAGGAGGAUUGUGUCUUCUCAGUAUCUUGAUAUCUGGACGCUCUCAGUUGUCUUGAGUGCGCCGCAGUUCCGAACUGAAACUAGUUAAUUUGUCUUCACCAUUGUGACCAUAGUUGCCGUUCUGUGACUGAAGUUUUUUGCUCUUGUGUCGAUUUUUUUAUCCUAUGAGUCAUUUUUGAUUAUCUGCCGCUUUGCGGAGAAGAAUUCAAUCCAAGUGGACCACCACGAGUGACGACGACUGCGACGAAGGUGGCGGAAAUAUUCUGCAGCGACCGUCCCACUCGUACUGCUGCCGAGAAAAGUGCAAAAUUGGACUGACCCGGGAAAGUCUGGCAGUCGCGCGAACCCAUAAGAACACUUGUCGCUCUGACGUGCACGCCGCUGCCGCCCGCCGUGCACCGAAUGAAUGAAUGAAGUACUUUGAAUGUCGCUUGAAUCUGGACGAAAACGAUAAAAACAAGCCCAGUGCAGUUGCUGCGUCGACUUGGGCCGAGGACGGCCUUCACCGCCGCGCGGACCAGCGUAAUGGACAAGAGAUAAGUGCACCGCUGAAACGCCGGUGAUAUGUACAAGGCAUAACUAUCUAAUGCUGCAGGAGUCUAGUGAAGAAUGGUUUUGAAAGUAUGCACAAGCAACGCGAAUAGUUCCUCGACAAAGGCAACAACAUGCAAUCUCAGGAGAGCAGCCCGGCCUGUGAUAACUCACGUUACAUAUUGCAGGUUUAUGUGGGUGCGCUCUCAUUACACUAUGAAGCUCUUAGUGUAGAAGCUUCGAAGCAGACAACUGCCGAAGAGAUUGUAUCAUGUAUAGUUGAGCGGUUGGGAUUAUUGGGAAGCAAUUAUGAGUUGGCAGAAGUCGCCGGUGAAUACAAGGAGCGGCGCCUCGCUCCUGAAGAAAAGCCAGUAUCGGUGAUGUUAUUAUGGCCACUGCAUUCUGAACGAGAUUUUCAUAGAUUUUACCUCCGUGAAACACAAAGUGAUAUAACGUGGUUGGAUAGUUAUGGGUUGGAUUCUCAUAUUUUUCGAGAUUUCAUACCAUUUCUAUUGCAGCCAGAAAGUAGAGAGUAUCCCGAUCUUUGUCAGUUGCCAGAUUUGAACGAAUCAACACUACUCGAAAAUUUAAAGCAACGUUUCGAGUCUGGUUAUAUUUAUACAUAUGUAGGUAGCAUUCUGAUAGCAGUAAAUCCCUUCAAGUUCUAUCCUAUUUACAAUCCAAAAUAUGUGAGACUUUAUCAAAAUCAAAGAAACGGACCGAUUCUACCGCCGCAUAUAUUCGCAAUAGCUGAUAAUGCGUACUAUUCCAUGCUUAAAGAAAAACGAAAUCAGUGCAUUGUUAUAAGUGGUGAGAGUGGGUCGGGAAAAACUGAGAGUACAAAUUUUCUAUUACAUCACCUAACUGCACUGUCUCAAAAGGGAUCGCAUGGUUCGGGGGUUGAGCAGACUAUCUUGAGUGCUGGGCCUGUGCUUGAAGCCUUUGGAAAUGCGAAAACUGCCCACAAUAACAAUUCCAGUCGUUUUGGAAAAUUCAUACAGGUGAACUACAGGGAAAAUGGAAUGGUACAGGGAGCGGUAGUACAAAAAUAUUUACUCGAAAAAAGUAGAAUAGUUUCACAGGGUUCCUAUGAAAGAAACUAUCAUGUAUUCUAUUACCUGCUGUCGGGUGCAACCGAGGCAGAACGCGAGUAUUUACAUCUGCUACCUGCUGACAAAUAUAACUAUUUGAAUUCACGAAAUCUUACAUUGGAAAAUUGUGAUGAGAAAUAUGAAUUUACGCGACUGAAACAAAGUAUGGAAAUGGUAGGAUUUUCAGCUGAAAAACAACGGCGUCUUUUCAAUGUACUUUCCGCUGUAUUAUUACUUGGCAACGUGGAAUUUUUCCCGAAAAAAUCAACAUACCAUCAUGAUGAGAGCGUUCAAGUGCGAAAUCCCGAAGUUGUUUCGAUAAUAUCCGAAUUGCUAAAAGUGAAACAGGAUACAUUGCUGGCUGCGUUAACGUCGAAACGUGUGAAAGCUAGUGGUGAAACAUUAGUGAUGCAAUAUAAACUGCCAGAAGCAAUAGCUGCGCGAGAUGCAUUAGCCAAGUGUCUUUAUGGUGCUUUAUUUGAUUGGAUAGUUCUUCAGGUAAACCAUGCUCUACUUAACAAAGAUCAAACACCACACACAGGACAUUCGAUUGGUGUACUGGAUAUUUUCGGAUUCGAAGACUUCGGAGCCCAUAACAGUUUUGAGCAGUUAUGUAUUAAUUAUGCGAAUGAACAUCUUCAAUAUUAUUUUAAUCUACAUGUUUUCAAAUACGAACAAAAUGAAUACAAGCGCGAAUGUAUAAAGUGGAGUGAUAUAGAAUUUAUGGAUAAUUCAGGGUGUUUACAAUUGUUUGAAGCAAAGCCAACUGGUUUGCUGUGUAUUUUAGAUGAUUUGUGCAAUUUUCCCGGUGCCACAAAUGAAACGCUACUUCAAAAAUUUAAUAGCGUGCACAAAGAUAACUUAUUCUACGAGAAGCCACAACGGAAAGAAAACGCUUUUAUAAUAAAGCAUUACGCAGGAAAAGUGAAAUACCAGGUUGCGGAAAUGCGAGAGAAGAAUUUAGAUUUAAUGCGGCAGGACAUUGUCAGCGUAUUGAAGAAUUCUAGUAUGGCAUUUGUGCGUGAGCUGGUCGGCGCGGAUCCUGUAGCCGUAUUUCGGUGGGCUAUAAUUCGAGCAUUUUUUCGUAGUUAUUUUGCAUUUCGUAAUGCUGGUGUGAAACACAGAAAAGAAAGGAAUGAUAAUGCGCUUAACAAACUAGCAUCAAAACAACGAUUUCGGCAACAGAAUGAUGUCAUAUUAAGUAAAAAAUCGAAUGUGGUAUGUGAGUCGUCAAGUGCAUUAAAUACGCAACUGCUUAACGCGAGUUCUAAUAGAAAUCCCCGUCGCUCAUGGUCUAGUAUUGCAUUUAAUAAUAAAAAUUUCCCUGAUGGAAAACUAAUAUAUGAAAGCAGUCAAAAUUCUAAUGAGAAUAAUGGAAAUAAAGCCUUCUCUAAAAACUACGCACGUUUUGAACGUUCAGGCCAGGAUGUUAUGGCCCGGGCAUCACAAAUCGUCCAGAAAAAUAAAUCUUUCCGUCCGAGGGAGCGACCGAAAAAAGGUCUCAAGAAUUUACAAACGGUCAAAAUGAUGACUGCAGGCACCACAAACAAUCAGACGGCUGUUAAAACUCGUAAGCAACCAUUAACAGUGACUGCCCAGUUUCAGAAUUCUUUAAGCGCUUUAAUGGAUACGUUGAAUCAGGCAAAUCCUUUCUUCAUUAGAUGUAUAAAAUCGAAUUCUCAUAAAAUUCCAAAUAAAUUUGAUGAUGUGACUGUCGUUCGGCAGUUGAGAUAUACGGGCAUGUUGGAGACUGUUAGGAUUCGGCGAGCAGGAUACAACGUUAGACUAACCUACGAGGAAUUUAUUCAACUAUAUAGGAUAUUGCUACCAAAGGGAUUGCUUAGUUCUCAAAAGGAUGUGAAAGAUUUCUUAAACACAAUGGAUUUGAAUAAGCAGCACUAUCAAUUAGGAAUAACAAAAAUAUACAUGAGAGAGUCACAAAAAAUGAGAUUAGACAUCAAACUGCAUACGAAAAUAAUCGAUAGUAUUAUUUUAAUACAACGAUGGUUCCGGGGAAUUCUACUGAAACGAAAAUUCCUAAUGUACCGAUCAGCUGCCAUAACUAUACAAUCAUAUUGGCGAAUGUAUUUAGCACAAAAGAGAUUAGGAUUGAAGAAGAUGCAAAUCAAUGCUGCCACAAUGAUACAAGCAGCAUGGCGUGGAUACAAAGAGAGAAAAUGGAUGAAAAAGUUAAAACAUGGAAUAGUGAUAGUACAGGCCAGAGUCCGAGGAUAUAUAGCACGUGAAGCAUUUAAAAUAAUGAAACUGAAAAUACAAAAAGAACGGAUGAGAUUACGAUCGACUCAAAGUUUACCAACAACAGAAAGAUCCCAUCAAGAUCCAUAUGUAUCGGAAGUAGCCAAAAGUGCAUUUAAUCGUCCUCAUCAUAGUCUCGAUUCGAAUCUUGAGGAUGCAUCAGUUAGUCGCGUUUCAGCACAAAAAUCUUUACCGCCUGUGCAUCAUCUCAUCGAUGAUAGUGUACUUAGUUCACAAACCAGUGACGUUCUUCAAAAGGCUGGCAAUCAACUUCGAAGUUUGAUGAUAUCAUCCAGUAGUGGCAGUGGUUAUAAUCGACAAACACCAUUUAGUGGGAACACGAUAGGGAACGAGAACUAUUUCCGACAAAAUUCUCAUGACGGCAGUGGGAAGUAUCCACAUUAUCAGAACCUGACUGACGACUAUAGUAAAUAUAGCAAGUUAUAUGAACCUGUGAGAAAAUAUAGCAGUGAUAAUUCGGACUUAUUAAAACGACACGAAAUAUCAAAACCUGCUGUACGUCGAACAGAUUCAGGUCCACCUAUGGGGCACGACAUGGACUACGAAGAUAUAGCGGAUAUGUCUAGUUAUCGAAAAUCCGAGCAGCCCUCGUAUUAUAGUGCAAGAGACUCAUCAAAGACAACCGAUAACAUUUUGAGCUCGACGCCUUAUACAUCGGCGCAUAUUAUUUCGCAGCUCCAAGCCCACAGAGAUAUUCUUCUAUCCCGGACACCUGGAGACGAAAUAAACGCAAAUUAUCAAAAACAUUAUGAAAAUAUCGAACCAUUGCCACUGGCACCGGGUCUACAAAGUUACCACGACUUUCACCAAAAAAGUUCCUACACCCCACAAAAACGAGCCCUCGAAGAAAGUAAUACGAACACACAGAGCGGCUCGUCUUCGACACCACGCGGCAAAGCUGCAACAUUGUUAGGAUCAAUUUCAGAAGAUCAAGGCCAAUAUGCGACAAAGGGUCGACUCUAUAAGCAACCUGGAAAGGGUCGAAGAGUGAAGUCGAAUUUGAGCGAUGAUUUGAAUGUUGUAAGCUUGACACCGCAAUAUCGAUCGAAUAAUGAUAGUUCCACCGAUUCGUUAAAACGACGAAAUUCAGAUCCAACUACAAAUAAAGUGCCGUUAUUGGAGGUGAAUCGAGGGAAUGACAUGUACCAAUGGAGUACACAGAUUAACAUUGCCGGUCACCGGUUUCGUAGUGCUGCGGGUAUUGGAAAAGCGGAAAAAUGUGCAAGUUGUCAGGAAAGCGAUGCCUUCGUUAAUGAAGGAUAUCGAUGUUUGGAUUGUAAGGUUCUCGUUCAUACCAAGUGCAUACAGAACGGUGGUGUGAAGACACUACAAUGCGAAGCGAAAAGGUCGAAACGCUUACGGAAGAAUACAGACAAGACGCUUACGCCAAAUUCAAAGUACUCUGGAACGCGAGAAUACACCGACUCGACCGAUCGUAUCAUUAGUGAUGCUAAGGAAUUGAAUCUCAUGCAAGAUUUCAUUACACAAAAAAUUUACAAGAUGGAGGCUGAAGUGGAGAAAGCAUCGGAUGUGGAUCGUGUGUUCAAGCAAGCAUUGCGAGCAUUUAAAGAAAAUUUGGUGACUCAAUACAGUGUGGCACAUAAACAGAAUUCAGAUUCGCUGAACAUCAAGUACAGGGACUUAAUUGACAAUUUCGGUCAAGUAAUGGAAACAUGUUGUGGGAAAAAGAACGACUUCCCAUUGACAAUGGGUGUGAAUGCUUUUCGUGGAUUUAUGAAUGAAUUUAUGAAUACGAGAGAAACGGAGAAACCGAAAGUGAAGAGGAAAAAGGAUAAAAAAAGGAAGGCCGACGAGCAUACUAACUUUAAUGGCCAUUCAUUUCAACUCACAAUCAUUAAUAUUCCGACUGUUUGCGAAAUUUGCCAAUUGUUCUUAUUAUGGCCGAUUGAGAGAGGCGUGGUAUGUCAAAACUGCCGCUUGACGUGUCACAAAAAAUGCUAUCAGAAAGCCUCGCCAUGCAAUAAAAUUUCUAUAUCACAAGGGCCCGGAUCAUCAUCAUCGCAUGCACAAUCUGAGUCUAAACUAUUUGGAGUGCCAUUAUCAGAUUUAUGUUUAGCAGAAGGUGCUAAGAUCCCAGUUCAAAUUGAACAAUUAAUCACGAAAAUUGAAAUGCAUGGAUUAUACUCGGAGGGAAUAUACCGUAAGAGUGGUGUAAAUUCAAAGAUAAAAGAAUUGAAAAUUAAAAUGUCAGAAAAAUCACCCAAUACUGAAAUCGAUUACGAGUCGUACAAUGUACACGUACUGGCGAAUGUCCUUAAAACAUUUUUGCGUGAUAUGCCCGAACCGUUGUUGACAUUCGAUCGUUACGAUGAUUUCUUGCGUGCUGCUGAUUUGCCAGAUACAAACGUUCGAGUCCAGACGCUUCUUUCACUUAUCAAGAAACUACCUCCAGCUCAUCACUCAUUGUUGGAGCGUCUUAUUUUCCAUUUAGCUUUGGUUGCGCAGCGCGAGAAACAUAAUCGAAUGUCAGCGAGUUCGUUGGCGAUUGUAUUUGCGCCAUGCGUUUUACGGACGAAUCGUAUGGUGCCGGCGCAAGAUAGUUUGAACGACAUAGGGCGCCAGACGAAAUGCAUUGAGACUCUAAUCACUCAGAAAAUGCUGAACGUCAAGAGUACACUUGCUGAUAUUGAUACUUUGGAUACGGCUGCCCAUACAGCAACGACUCGAUUGAGCACGUUACGUAGUUCGAAGGUAUUCUCACCGGAGGAAUUGACGCCAAGGCCAAAUAUGGAGUCUGAAACGGAGGAGAUGAUCCUGGAGGGACAUAUACAGGAGAUCAAGAAGGAAAAGGCACUCCUUACCUCAACUUUGCCAAAUCUUGUACGUGCCACGUCAGACGAUGACUUGCUGUCGACUGAUUUAGAGGGUGAAGGUGGCAGUUUGGAUGAUCUUAGCACAGGUCGUGAUAAGGACAGUCACUCAUUGCUGGAGUGCAGAGACUUCAAGGACAGUGUGGAUUCGUCGAUAGGAAGUCUGAGCGAUAAUCUUAGUCGAAAAACAAUUGACAAUGAAUCAGGAGCGCCAAAUGUGUACCGAGAGUUAAGCAUCCCAGACGACGCGAGCUCCGAUAUUGAUUCGAUGGUAUUGCGGUACAAUGUGCCGAAACAGAGUAUCGACUACAGUCCAAGCUCACGUCAUCAACAUUCCGUAGAGCAAGACACCUCGAAAUCGUCGUCGUCAACAUCUUCAAACUAUCCACCGAAAUCAUCAAGCAAUUUAGUGAGCGGAUCACGUUGGACUGGCAGUCAGCAGAACUUGAGCUACACAGUUGGUAGUAAAGUCGUGGGCAGCACAUGCUCCCCCUCAACAGGUCUUAUCAAACCUUUAGCAAUACGUAGCAUGUCAGGCGGUUAUGAGCCAACGCUUUUCCACAGCCCUUCGCAGAGUAAUGUUGUUAAUAUGAACCCAGGAUUUAGCAAUAAAAACAGUAUUAAAGAUAGUAACAAAAACGGUAGUAAUCGAGGUGGCGGCAAGAAGAAACCAGACAACAUAGACGAUGAGCCGAUCAUGGUGUAAAAUAUUGCAAAUAAUAACCUGAUCACCAACAUAAAGCAAGGUACUGAAAUUGAAUAUGAUACGCUAAAUAUGUAAAGGAUAGAAGUAUAAAUAAUUCACACAUAAAAUGUAUGUUAUUGAAACGAUGUUUAUAUUAACUAUAAAUAAAAGAUAUGGUUAGAAUUAAAUUUAUUUUUAAAUGUCCUCCUUUUGUAAUUGUUAUUUUCUAAAUAAACUAUUAUAAUUAUUUUUAUAACACGAUAGAAGCAAAAAAAUGUCGACGUCGUUAUUUGUGAUUAUUCGAUUCUUCUACGAUAAUUCUUCGUUGUUUAAAUAAAGAAGAAAAGUAAUUUCUAGUUGGAAAUUGUUGAAAAUUUCUAUUCUUUUAUUAUUUCUAUAUUAUUAGUAAUAUUUAAGCCAUUGAGAAGUGUAUAGUUGAAGAAGGAACAUUCAAAGAAAACCCUAUACGCAGGAAUAAACAAGAUUCAUAUAAAUGUUACAACAAAAAUUACAACAUGUUGUGGUUUCAAGAAAAAUGAGAUUCUGCUGCAUUCUAUAUUAUAUAUCUAUUUUUUUUCAUUAAGGAAUAAUAUGGAUAAUGAAGCGUUUCUAAAAGUCUACAUAUAUGAUAAAUUAAUUGAAUACUCUUGUUACACAUUUUUUUUUAAUUAUUUUUGUCAUUUUAGGAAUCUCUAAUAUUAAUAAAUUCUUGUGUACACGACCAAGUCAAUAUAUAGGAAUCAAUAUUUUUUGUACAGUUUUUUUCUUUAAUUUCUGUUAAAUAAAGAGAAUCCUUUGGAAAAAUCUUAUAUUCAAAAAAUGUGUUUCAUUUUCUAUAUUCAAACAUAGAGCA